Leptidea sinapis is the source of this 5310-nucleotide messenger RNA. RefSeq names its product ras-related GTP-binding protein D (gene RagC-D). Bases 353 to 1486 code for a protein of 377 amino acids. Gene Ontology annotation, biological process: cellular response to amino acid stimulus; regulation of autophagy; cellular response to starvation. The transcript is spliced from 8 exons. The record is from RefSeq and is a predicted model, not a curated record. Gene Ontology annotation, molecular function: GTPase activity; GTP binding. Gene Ontology annotation, cellular component: Gtr1-Gtr2 GTPase complex; nucleus; lysosome. Lineage: Eukaryota; Metazoa; Arthropoda; Insecta; Lepidoptera; Pieridae.
UCCAUCUCCGUGCCCGUGGUCGUGGACCGUGGUACCAAGUACCUAAAAUUAUAAACUAUUCCACUUUAAUUCUACUAGAGAAUCUAGAUUAUAAAGUAUAAAUAUUAAAUUGCAGUUUAGAUAUAAUAACACGAAAGCUUAUGUUUUCCAUUAUGUCGUAAUUCGUAAUAAUUCAUUUCAUUGUUAAUUUUGUUUAAUAACUUUAAUUGUAAAGUACCUAAUUGGUAUUCUUAUUUGAAAUUUUUAAAGCAGUAUUUUAUUAUAGGUGUACAUGUGAGAAAAUUAAGUGAUAAAUCUAAAUCAUCGUCACUAGUUGUUGUUUCUUUCAUACAAGUCUGCUUGUUAGAACAAAAUGAGUUAUCAAGAUGAAUAUGUUGGAUCUUUUCCAAAGGAUUUUAGUUAUGGUCCAUUUGAGCAAAAUGGUGACAGUGAUAAUACAUCGCUGCAGGAAGAUCAUAAGCCAAGAAUACUUCUGAUGGGCUUAAGAAGAUCUGGAAAAUCAUCCAUUCAGAAAGUUGUUUUCCAUAAAAUGUCACCAAAUGAAACCCUGUUCUUAGAAUCAACAAACAAAAUAGUUAAGGAUGAUAUAAACAAUAGCAGCUUUGUACAAUUUCAAAUUUGGGACUUUCCAGGUCAGAUAGAUUUUUUUGAUGCAACAUUUGACUCAGAUACAAUAUUUGGGGGAUGUGGAGCUUUGGUGUUUGUGAUCGAUGCACAGGAUGAUUAUCAGGAUGCCCUAGACAAAUUACAACUAACAGUUACAAAGGCAUAUCGGGUUAACAGCAAUAUAAAAUUUGAAGUGUUUAUCCACAAAGUUGAUGGCUUAAAUGAUGACUAUAAAAUGGAAACACAGAGGGAUAUACACCACAGAGCCACCGAGGACCUUGCCGAAGCUAGUCUAGAACAUGUACAUUUAUCUUUCCACUUAACAUCUAUAUAUGAUCAUUCAAUAUUUGAAGCAUUCAGUAAGGUGGUCCAGAAGCUGAUACCUCAGCUGCCAACUCUAGAAAACUUACUCAAUAUACUUAUAUCGAACUCUGGUAUAGAAAAAGCAUUCCUGUUUGAUGUCGUGUCAAAGAUAUACAUAGCAACAGAUAGUUCGCCAGUGGACAUGCAAAGCUAUGAACUAUGUUGCGAUAUGAUUGAUGUUGUUAUUGAUAUAUCUUGUAUAUAUGGGAUUGUCGAUGAUGCAGAGGCAAACACAUUUAAUAGUCAGAGCUCGAGCCUCAUCAAACUAAAUAAUGGAACGGUCUUGUAUCUGAGAGAAGUCAAUAAGUUCUUGGCUCUGGUAUGCAUUCUUCGCGAGGAGAAUUUCCAAAAGCAAGGUGUUAUUGACUACAACUUCUUAUGUUUCCGAGACGCAAUUACACAAGUAUUCGAACUGCGCAAUAAGGCACAGAACGCCAUAGUACAGAGUGAAGAGGAGGUACCAAAUGGAUCAAACGAUGCAGAAAUAGUUGUAAAUCUCCAAUUACCAGUCCCAUAGCACAUUAUGUUUUUAUAUUUUUUUUAAUAGACAUAAAUACAUAACGACCAUAUUCAAUGCUCAAACUAUAUGUCUGGCAAAGCUUUACAAUAAUCUAUUUUGUUUAUUAAGUGUAUAUGUCGUUAUGAAUAUUGUAUGUAUUAACUAUGUGAGAUAUUUUUUAUAAUAUCUGUAUAGCCAUAAAUAUGUUAGAUGCAUAUAUUUUUUUGAGAAUAAGAUACGAGACGAGCAGGACGUUCAGCUGAUGGUAAUUGAUACGCCCUGCCCAUUACCAAUCCUAAAACUUCCGAGCGGAAGUACAAUUGAGCUCGUCACCUUGAGACAUAGAUGUUAAGUCUCAUUUGCCCAGUAAUUUCACUAAGGCGCCUUACUGCUUCACAGUAGAAAUAGGCGCCGUUGUGUUACCCAAAAUCUAGCAAAUCUUGAAGUAGGCGUUACUUUGCGGAAAUCCAUAAUUACCCAGAUGAUUUGAGUUUUCUUUAGUGUUAAUUCCGCCAAUAUUUGUCUUUAAACAAUUCGACACGUGUUUCGCCUAUACACGAAGUAUGCUCAGGACGUGUUGACUCGCCAAAAUCUGGCACGAGACUUACAUUAUCGUGUCAGAACACUAAAGAAAACUCAAUUCAUUUGGAUAAGACUCCCUUUGUUAAAUUCUCUUAGUCGCCUCUUACGACACCCUUGGGCCUGGGACCCCCCUAUUAUUUUUAUGCUCCGGGGAAGUACCCCAUACUUACAUAUAAAUAAUUAAGUUUUUUCUUGAAAAUGUCAUCCUUCUGUAGGAUGAUAUUUGAUAAAAUUCAAUUUUAACAAAUAAUUGUUACAAAAUACUAGUUGACAGCUACCACAAAAAAAAGAAGUGUUAUUCCCUCUUUAACCAGUUAAGCAGGUUAAAGACAAAGCUAAAAUUUUUCCUAUGUUAUUAUUAGUAAGCACUCUCUAACUGAUAGUAAAUUACUAAUACGAGUAAUAUUAGAAUAAAAAUAAUCAUUUACCUGAUAUUUUAACUUACAAUAUAAUACAACAUUAUAUGAGCAUCCAAAUAUAAUUUCUGUAUCAAUGCUGCUAAAGUCUUACUGACAGGUAAAUAAUAGGAUGCCGGGAGAUUUUAGAAAAUUUAUUCAAUAGUCAGCUUUAAUGUUCAAACAAUUUUAGAACAUUAUUCCAGAAGAUAUUUAAAUAUAUUGCAUCUAUGACCAAUGUAUUUUUGUCACAUUUAUAUAGUUAGUAUGUAAAUAAGAUAAAAAUACAGUUAGUUACAUAGUUAUGUGCCGCUGACAACAAUGAACAUCAUCUAAUAUAUUAAAUUCUCAUGUUUGUAGUUAAACUCCUUCGAAACGGCUUGACCGAUUCUCAUGUAAUUUUGAGUGCAUAUUCGGUAGGUCUGAGGAUCGGACAACAUCUAUUUUUCAUCCGCCUAAAUGUUAAGGGUGGUCCACGCCAAUUUUUUUUUAUUUAUUUUUUUAAUUUGUAUGAUUAUGAGUCAGCAUUAAAAAUACAUACAACUUCAAACUGCCACCUAUCUACGAUCAACAAUUACUUUUGUAUCGCGAUUUUAAUAUCGGCAAUACAACGUUUGCUGGGUCAGUUAGUAAACUAUAUAAUGAAAAUGGUCUUUGUUUGAGGGUCAAUCACUCCAAAACCACUGAUCGUAUCGACAUGAAACUACCACCAUUCUAUGCGAAAUUUAUCCUCGAUGGUUUAUGGCUACUAAUUUUUUUAUUGCUUUUGUAAUACGAUGAAUAGAAUUUAAUUUAUUUCGUUUUAAAAUUCGAACACCGAAGCGGGCGGGAACGACUAGUAUAUUAUAUAUCGAUAUCUCAGUUCCAAAGUGUAACAAGACUGCAUUUUUUUUAAUUUUAUGGAAUAGGAGGACAACCGAGCAUACGGGUCACCUGGUGUUAAGUGAUCACCGCCGCCCACAUUCUCUUGCAACACCAGAGGAAUCACAAGAGCGUUGCCGGCCUUUAAGGAAGGUGUAAGUUUGAGAUAAGUAUGAGAAAUUGUUCCAUUAACGAUAACCCAUAAUUACCAAAGAGAAACAAGUACCUACAUAAGAGAAUGCAGUUUUUUAGUUGUUACUUCCAAAUUUUCUUCAUAAGUUUAGAAUGUUUUCAUUUUUCAAAUGACAACUCUGUUUUUUGAAUUAUCUUUGAGAAGAAAGAACGUUUCUGAAUUGUUACUCUUUGGUCACAUAUCAAGAUGAAGUAGCCAGUACAUAGAAAGCCUUAAAGUAGAAGGGGUUAAACCGAUCAGACGAAGUCUGUGUGGGCGGUUACAUUACCCCAUUACAUUUGCCCUUGACACUCUUGACGUGAGUUAGUGUGGUUAAUCUGUCAAGAGUGUAUCAACCGAGAAGAAAACUUCUUUGGAACUGAGGUAUCAUUAUAUAUGGAUCUUACUUACUUAAUAAAUACUGAGUGGAAUUAGGCAAAUAUUAUAUUUUAUAUGCACUGAAAGAUUUGUACCUAGUAGUUAUUUGUAAAUGGUUGUUGCGAUCAGAUAUUUUGAUACUCACCCAGUAUGUAUCUAUACCUGUGUGAUACAUUAUAGUUUAUACUACAUAUCACCUGUAUAAGUCUUUUGUUAUUUAUGCAAAUAAGGGACGAGACGAGCAGGACGUUCAGCUCAUUACAAUACAGUGCCGCUCAGGAUUCUUGUAAAAACCCAAAAAUUCCGAGCAACACUACAACGGCGCUCGUCACCUUGAGACAAAAGGUGCUAAGUCUCAUUUGCCCAGUAAUUUCACUAGCUACGGCGCCCUUCAGACCGAGACACAGUAAUGUUUACACAUUACUGCUUCACGGCAGAAAUAGGCGCCGUUGUGGUACCCAUAAUCUAGCCGGCUUCCUGUGCAGAGGAGCCUCCCACUGGUAAACCUUCAUAAUCUCUUUGCUUCUCUUUUAGACUAAGCAGUAAUAUGAUAAUGAAUAUUACCCCAGUAUUCCUUCACCCAUCCUUUUAUUCUGGAGUAAUUUAUAAUAAAAGUGAAGCUUUAUUUUAUAAUUAGGAAAAUAAUAUUUUUUUUUAUACCUACAUCAAAAAAUUCCAGUAAUAGGUAAACAUAAUGUAAUACAUCGAGAUGUAUAUUAGAUAAUAAUAUAUUUUAAUAAAUAUGUAUAAAUUAGAAUUAGGUUAUCUAUAAUAUAAACAAGGUUUUAUUUCUGUUUAUCACCAGAUGUAGUAUUAUUUGCUACAAAUGUACAUUGAUGAAGAAUUGAUGGUUGGUUUCUUAUACAAACAAUACAUUUAAAAAAAAAAUUCGCGUUGAAACCUUGUCUUAUUAAUCUCUUUGUGAAGUGUUCAGUCGUCAGACGUCAAUAUUCAUACGCUACUUUUGAUUGAUUCUUUUUUAUAUUAAUAUAAUAUGAUAUGUGGUGUCUACAAUUGAAAGUCUGAAGAAACAGACGGACAAACGAAAAAAAAUUUUUCUGUUAGGUACUGGAACAUUUAAUCGCAUUACAUUGCAGACACUAACUUUAUUUAAACAUGUAGAUGUUUAUGAAAAACAUGAAGCUGUAAAUAUUAAUAUGCCUAGAUUGAAACACACCCAGUAUCUGUUUGGGUUUUAGUAUAUUAAUAAUAUUACUUUAAAGGCCGGCAACGCAUGCUUUCCACAACCUUUCUUCAAUGGUUCUAACUUGUAUGACCACUUCCUAUCCCAUGAGUGUCUUGUCCUUUUGCCCCCUAUAUAAAAAAGUAUCAGGCAAUAUUAAAAAUGCAUAUCUAAGUCCGUUUUUUUAUAUUUAAGUACCUAGUUGUUUGUAAAUGAGCAAUAUAUACUACAUCUGAAAAUAUUGUGUAAAAAAUUAAAGUUUUUGUUAUUA